CGAAACUGUAAGGAUGCAUAGGAAGUAAACACGAUGAAUGACUCUGACAACAGCAACACUGAGAAGAACAUUGUUGAACCUAUCCAUGUCGUAGUCGCAGGGAGCACAAUUGCUGGCAUUGGCGCUGUUGUCACAGCCACCCUCACUUAUCGCGCUGGUACAAAGGAUUUGAUUGACGACGGAAUAAACCCAGGCAGCAGGUUGCGUAUAAUUCCAGUCGCGGCGCGGGCGCUUGCACUUAGCACUGUGCUAACAGGUUUGCUGGGGUUCACGGGCUACUAUGUUCUUAAGGAGCAAGGCUUUUUUAGUACUGAUCGGGCGGAGCUUCCUUCUGUAAAGGAGGCUGCUGACGUCCUUCGUAACCCACGGGACUUUAUUAGUCAGUUUUCAAGGAGCACCAACGAGAGAAAAUGUGGACAAGAUAACAAGCUUUCCCAUUCAAGCACGGCCUAAGAGAUUAAAUAACCAGGAAUGCUAUCAUAACGUCCACAUAGAGGGUCACUUUCCCACAAGCUUGGUGGAAUAUGGUCGCCAAGUAGUAGCUUCCGUCUUAUUUGUCCAUGUAAUGGAAACGCUACGGUUG
Molecule: messenger RNA, 583 nt
Organism: Volvox carteri f. nagariensis
Lineage: Eukaryota; Viridiplantae; Chlorophyta; Chlorophyceae; Chlamydomonadales; Volvocaceae
Exons: 5
Coding region: 34-453 (139 amino acids)
Source: RefSeq, a predicted model, not a curated record